Limulus polyphemus (Atlantic horseshoe crab) is the source of this 1412-nucleotide messenger RNA. Its product is annotated as phosphate carrier protein, mitochondrial-like. The record is from RefSeq and is a predicted model, not a curated record. Lineage: Eukaryota; Metazoa; Arthropoda; Merostomata; Xiphosura; Limulidae. The transcript is spliced from 8 exons. Gene Ontology annotation, molecular function: phosphate transmembrane transporter activity. Gene Ontology annotation, cellular component: mitochondrial inner membrane. Gene Ontology annotation, biological process: mitochondrial phosphate ion transmembrane transport. The coding region runs from base 103 to 1131 and encodes 342 amino acids.
GUAUAGAUUUAAGACAUAUUUGUUACGUCAUUAAUCACGUGGUAUUUCUCUCCGGUUACCCUCUCGCCAUCUUGGAGGUCACGGGAACGAACUAAAACAGCAAUGUUUAAAUCACUUGUUGAAGCGGCUAAAAACAGCCCUUUCUCAAGUCCAUUCCAAGCCCGAUGUGAAGCAAAGGUACCUGCUAAAAUCGAGGCUAGUGAUUCCUGUGAGUAUGGGUCUAUGAAAUUUUACAUGUUGUGUGGUUUUGGUGGUAUUCUAAGCUGUGGAAUCACUCACACUGCUGUUGUUCCCCUCGACCUGGUGAAAUGUAGGAUACAGACAAAUCCAGCAAAGUAUAAAAAUAUUAUUAAUGGGUUUAGUGUUACUUUCAAAGAAGAUGGCUUUAAAGGAUUUGGUAAAGGUUGGGCUCCAACUGCCAUUGGUUACUCCAUGCAAGGUCUGGGAAAGUUUGGAUUCUAUGAAGUAUUCAAAUACUUUUACAGUGGUAUUCUGGGUGAGGAACUUAGUUACACUUGGAGGACAUCACUAUACCUGGCUGCCAGUGCUUCUGCUGAAUUCUUUGCUGACAUUUUCCUUUGUCCCAUGGAAGCAGUGAAAGUUCGUAUUCAAACUCAGCCCAGUUCUCCACCAGUGCUGCGCAAGGCAGCUCCCCAAAUUUACAGAGAAGAAGGACUGUGGGGGUUCUACAAAGGAAUUUCUCCUCUCUGGAUGAGACAGAUUCCGUAUACAAUGAUGAAGUUUGCUUGCUUUGAGCGAACCGUGGAAGUCUUAUACAAAUACGUUGUUCCCAAACCAAGAGAUGCAUGUUCGAAGCCAGAACAGUUGAUAGUUACAUUUGCAGCUGGUUACAUUGCUGGUAUUUUCUGUGCUGUGGUUUCCCACCCAGCUGACACUAUUGUAUCUAAGCUGAACCAAGACACUGGUAGCACUGCUGUUCAAGCUGCAAAACAACUUGGAAUGAAAGGCCUCUGGAAGGGAUUACUCCCCCGUAUUAUCAUGAUUGGUACUCUGACGGCCCUUCAGUGGUUUAUUUAUGACGGUGUCAAGGUUUGGCUCCGACUUCCUCGCCCACCUCCACCUGAAAUGCCAGAGAGUUUGAAAUUGAAGCUGCUGGAGAAGCAGCAGUAAAGAGAAUGGGAGUAGGAUAUGUAAAUUUAUUCUACGUUAGUCUUUCUGCAAUUUUUCAACUUGAAAUUUAUUUACACAAGAUUCAUUUGGUUUGAAAUACGUAGAUUUUGGUUCAUAAAUUUUAAAACACCUGAUGAUGAAAGCCAUGAAUAUCCAGACAGUUUAUGUUACUGUAGCCGAUGGGUGUAGAUAUGUUGGAUAUGUCUUCUUUGUAAAGAAUGUAGAAAAUGUGCAGAGAAAAGUAGACUGAAUCAAUAAACAGUUCUGUUUUAAAACGUGUA